This is a messenger RNA of Pundamilia nyererei, 1701 nucleotides long. It is a transcript of the gene tpx2, whose product is annotated as TPX2 microtubule nucleation factor. Gene Ontology annotation, biological process: activation of protein kinase activity; regulation of mitotic spindle organization. The coding region runs from base 1 to 1521 and encodes 506 amino acids. The transcript is spliced from 11 exons. The record is from RefSeq and is a predicted model, not a curated record. Lineage: Eukaryota; Metazoa; Chordata; Actinopteri; Cichliformes; Cichlidae. Gene Ontology annotation, cellular component: microtubule; spindle.
AUGACUCCUGUUAGCAAUCCACCACCAAAGAAGACGUUCCUGUCUACAACUGUGCCCAAAGACUUCCACUUCAGUACAGAUACCCGUGUUAAGUCCUCCACUUCAUGCAACACAGAGAAGGAAGUGGACUUUGUCAGUCAGCUUCGCAAACCGUCCUCCCCAGCAAAGGCUCGGAAAGGUGCCACAGUGCCCAAACCUUUCAACCUGUCAAGAGGCAACAAGAGAAAGGCGGAAGAGGCGAGCGCUUAUGUGCCCAUGGCCCAGCAGAUCGAGCAGUUCCAGAAGCGAACCCCCACCCGCUACCAUAUGCACAGUCGUAGAAGUCAAGAGAGAGGACCCGCCACAGCAAAGGGGAACCACCUGAAGCUCACUCAGCCCCACUCCCCAUACCUGAUGACUCGUCAGAGGAGCCGGCCGCCUACUGUUAAGUGCUCUGCUGAGCUGGAGGCUGAGGAGGCGGAAAAACUUGCAAACUUUAAAAUCAAGGCGCUGGAGCUGAACAGGAAGAUACUGGAGGGUGCAGAGGACCUAAAAAAGCCAGCAGUGAAGGAGCCCACCGUACCCGAAGGCUUCGAGCUGGAGAUUGAAAAAAGGCUCCAGGAGAGGCAGGCCACAAAGAAGCCCCAGGAGGAUGACGAAAAGCCCCAGAACUUUAAAGCCAAGCCUCUGCCCAAAAAGGUUCUGGAAGGAGUUGUGGGACUGCCAGAAAAGAAAGUUGCAAAUCCGACUGUUCCCGAGUCUCCUGCCUUUGCCCUCAAGAAGAGAGUUCGACUAGAUCGCAAGGUCGAGGAGGUCAAGCAGCCGUCACCAGUUAAGGCCCCCCCAGUGCCUCACUUCGGCCUGCCCUUUCAGCCCCGGCUACCUGAGAACCACCGUGUGGAGGUCUGUCCUUUCUCCUUUGAGCAGAGGGAGCGUGAAAGAAAAGCCUUGAGAGAGAAAAAGUUGGAGGAAAAGCGAAACGAAGAGAUACCACAGUUUAAGGCCCAGCCGCUGCCUGACUUUGACAGUGUGGUCCUGCCAGAGAAGAAGAAGCUGGAGCCUACCAAGCCUGAGCCUUUUAGGCUGCUUCUGGAUGAACGGGGAACUGUGAAGAACAGUCGCUGGGAGCAGAUGGUGAAAGAAGAACAGAAACAUCAAGAGGAAGCAGCAGUAUUUAAAGCUCGGCCCAACACCGUCAUUCACAAGGAGCCUUUCAGGCCCAAGAAAGAGGCCCGGCCUGCAGUGGGCAAUAAUUCUUCCAUAGUUGUAGAGGCCUUUGAACUGGCAACAGAGCGGCGUGCCCGAGAGUGGCAGGAGUACGAGCGAGUGACCAGUGAGAAGGAGGUUCUGCGGGCGCACAUGGAGGCAGAGCAGAGACGAGAAGAAGAGCAGAGACAGAAGGAGGAGGUUGCCCGGCUGCGACAAGAGCAGGUGCACAAAGCUCAGCCCAUCAGACACUACAAACCUGUAGCUGUGAAGAAGAGCGAAGUUCCUCUUACAGUCCCGGAGUCUCCAAACUUCUCUGAUCGCUUCCGCUUGUGACCACUUUUGUUGUGAAAUGUAACGUUACCACAGAAAUCUCUGACCUGAAAUUUUGUUUUUACAUUGCUUUUACAUUUUUCUUUUUUCCAUUGUUAGCUUUGUAUUUUAACUGCUUGAUGUACACUUAUUAAUGUGACUGUUUUAAAUUACAGAAUAAAACUUCAUCUACACCCACCAAUA